Molecule: messenger RNA, 634 nt
Organism: Poecilia latipinna (sailfin molly)
Lineage: Eukaryota; Metazoa; Chordata; Actinopteri; Cyprinodontiformes; Poeciliidae
Product: disintegrin and metalloproteinase domain-containing protein 19-like
Exons: 6
Coding region: 1-627 (208 amino acids)
Biological process (GO): membrane protein ectodomain proteolysis
Molecular function (GO): metalloendopeptidase activity
Source: RefSeq, a predicted model, not a curated record
AUGGCUGAAUCUCUUCUGUUUUGUGUUUUCCAGCAUCCGGCAGAGGUCCAGGUUCUGAUCUCAGCCGAGGGCCAGCAGCUCAGAAUACACCUGGAAAAAAACGAACAGCUGCUGGCCCCUGGGUAUCAGGAAAUCUGGUACAGCCCUGAUGGAGCUCGCUGGUCCGCUUCUCCUGCCAGCACCGAAAAUUGUUUCUAUCAUGGCGAAGUUCUGGGCAUUGAAGGCUCCAGUGUUGCUGUCAGCACUUGUUCAGGGAUCAGGGGACUGAUCUCUCUGAACGAAAGCGUGAGCUACCUAGUAGAGCCUCUUCCCGAUUCCACCGGUGCCCGGCAGCAUGCUGUCUUCAGAGCGGAGAGUCUCCGUCUGCCCGAGGGGAGCUGCACACAUCACUAUGGCGAUGAGGAGCAUCGGGGCAGGCUUAAUGACUUCAUCCGAGGAACGGCGUCUCCACGGAUUGGGAGGGAGAAAAGGGAGGUGAUGCAGAACAUGAAAUAUGUGGAGCUUCUGUUGGUUGCAGACAGAGCUGAGUUCGAGAGCCACGAUAGGAGUUUAGACAAGACAAGACAGAAGCUACUGGGAGCAGCCAACUUGGUUGACAAGGUAGCGUCUCGUUUGAAACGUCAUUAAACACACA